This is a messenger RNA of Dunckerocampus dactyliophorus (ringed pipefish), 2773 nucleotides long. It is a transcript of the gene angptl2b, whose product is annotated as angiopoietin-like 2b. The transcript has 5 exons. Lineage: Eukaryota; Metazoa; Chordata; Actinopteri; Syngnathiformes; Syngnathidae. The coding region runs from base 402 to 1931 and encodes 509 amino acids. The record is from RefSeq and is a predicted model, not a curated record.
AGUGACAGUCUUCUAACAGGCCAACGGCAGCACUCUGUCACUUUCAAGAGACUCCACCAACUAGCUGAAGUUACUGUGCUGUAGUGUUUCUUAAAAUUGGUAAAACCUUUUAAGGUGUUUUUCGGGUGGGGUUAUCUGUAAGUCAAGCUUCUGUCGGGCACAUGACAGCUUUUUUAAUAAUAGCCUUUAGAAUACUUUUACCCGUCCACUGCUGGAAUGGACUGAGGUGACAGAGAGUGAGUAACCAGACUGGGGCAGACCACAGGAGGACGAAGCUGUCUGACUUGGAAUGACUUUCUAUCAGGAGGAAUUACAGUUGGCUCAGCCAGGACAGCAAGGCAACUGAGGGAGUCUCAUCAAUACAAGUCAAUUUAGUUGCUUGGUGAGCUGGACCAAAUCUCAUGGAUACCCCUUCAAUGGUCCUGCUAGGGCUCCUUCUUGCAUAUGGAUCUGUCUGUCAGAUUCAGGGGAGUGUUUCAGAGAGCCACCACAGCAGUACAGUGGCUCAAGAAUUUGAGAGUAGUGAUGAUGGCUUUGAAAGAGAAUUUUUAUAUGCUGGAAGAAGCAAACGUGCUCCUGCGGACCAACAGCAGGACAAGUGCUCUUACACUUUCAUUGUGCCACAACAAAAAGUGACAGGGGCUAUCUGUGUCAACUCCAAGGAACCAGAGGCCAUGCUGGAGAAUCGGGUCAACAAGGAGGAGUUAGAGUUGCUGAAUGUGGAGCUACAGAAACAAAAGAGGCAGAUUGAGACUCUACAACAAUUGGUAGAAGUAGAUGGAGGCAUUGUUAAUGAGGUCAAGCUUCUGAGGAAAGAAAGCCGAAACAUGAAUUCUAGAGUUACACAGCUAUAUAUGCAAUUGCUUCAUGAGAUCAUCCGGAAAAGGGACAAUGCCCUUGAAUUGGCUCAGAUGGAGAACAAAAUCCUUAACCAAACUUCAGAGAUGCAACAACUCACCAGUCGGUACAGAGACUUGGAACAUAAGUACCAGCACCUGGCUUCUUUGGCUACUAACCAGUCUACUCUUAUUGCCCUGCUGGAGGAGCAGUGCCAGGGUCGACCUCCUCCCCGACAUGUCCCUGUGCCACAGCCACGAGCUCAGCCACCUCGACCAUCACCACCCCUCAACAAGCCUUACCAGCCACCAGUCCUACCUCGCAUCAACAAACCAAUCAGCAAUGAGAUACAGAAUGAUCAGAAGUCUCUUCCACCUCCAACUAUGCCGACGAUCACACACAGUCCAUCUUCCACUGACAAACCCUCUGGUCCAUUCAAGGACUGCCUGCAGGCUCUUGAAGAAGGUCACACCAACAGCGACAUGUACUUGUUAAAACCAGAGAACGCCAAUCGUCUAAUGCAGGUGUGGUGUGACCAGAGACAUGACCCAGGUGGCUGGACUGUAAUCCAGAGGAGAGUGGAUGGCUCUGUCAACUUUUUCAGGAACUGGGAGACAUACAAGCAAGGGUUUGGAAAUAUCGAUGGAGAGUACUGGCUCGGGCUGGAAAAUAUUUAUUGGCUGACUAACCAGGGAAACUACAAACUGCUGGUAACACUGGAGGACUGGUCCGGCCGGAAAGUCUUUGCCGAGUACGCCAGCUUCCGAGUGGAACCCGAGGCUGACUUCUAUAAGCUAAGGGUGGGUCGUUACCAUGGCAACGCUGGCGACUCCCUCACUUGGCACAACGGGAAACAGUUCACAACACUGGAUAGAGACCACGAUGCUUAUACAGGUAAUUGUGCCCACUACCAGAAGGGAGGCUGGUGGUACAACUCUUGCGCCCAUUCUAAUUUAAAUGGGGUCUGGUACAGAGGAGGACACUACCGAAGCCGCUACCAAGAUGGAGUCUACUGGGCCGAGUUCAGAGGCGGAGCCUAUUCCCUAAAGAAAGUGAUCAUGAUGAUCCGUCCAAACCCAAACACUUUCCACUAGCCAUCAAAAGUCACAUGUUGAAUGUUCCAUGCAAGAAGAGACACACCUAAAGGUUCCUCAGUGUGUUUACCAACAUAAAAUAAUGCCCUUUUCAUGGUUCUUAGUAACGGUAUCAGUAUAUUGCUCAGGUGCAUUACUGUAAAGUGCAGUUCACUUGAAAUGUUCUCUCUCUCUGUUUGUCAUGUGAGCAAAUGAGGACACGUUGCAUUUAUACCACGAUCCCAGACAGACUCCAAGGUGAAACAAAUGAAAGCUCUUUCUACGUCCUUCAAGUCACUUGUGUGCAACAUAACAUAAACAUCUCUUUUGACAAAAUGAACCGAUAGGAAACAAACUGUAAUCAAACUUAAGCGUCUUGAAUACACAUAUGUGACACCUUUACAUCAUACUGGCUGGAUAUCCAGUUGACCUUUGUGUGACAAAAAGUAACAUUUUAUCCACUCAUUAAACCCUAUUACAAAGGGAAAUUAGAUAGAUUUGUCAUUGGAACCAUACAAUCUAUUUUCUACAUACAGUAUAUUGAGUUGUACCAUUAUGCAGUACCAGUGACACAGGAAAUGUAUCCCAUGACAUUUUUCAUCUAAAUAUGUUUAUAAUUCAUCAGAACAGUAAGGUUUUUUUGUUUUGUUUUGUUUUUAUGGGUCUAGGUUGCUAUAUAGGCCAAAAUCAUAGUAUGGUGUACAAAAUAUUGCAAUAAUCCUGUCCCCCCGACAGCUGACUUUGACGUGUUUUCUUUGAUUAUUACAGUAUUCUCUCCAACCGCUUUAACCUUUAUUCAUGUAUUUGCUUGUAUGAAUCAAGCAUUGUAUUUACUGUAUAAAUCUAGAGGUUGUUGAUGUCUA